Messenger RNA from Baudoinia panamericana UAMH 10762, 1628 nucleotides. RefSeq lists its product as uncharacterized. Gene Ontology annotation, cellular component: mitochondrial inner membrane. The record is from RefSeq and is a predicted model, not a curated record. Gene Ontology annotation, biological process: protein insertion into mitochondrial inner membrane from matrix; mitochondrial respiratory chain complex III assembly. The coding region runs from base 134 to 1597 and encodes 487 amino acids. NCBI's taxonomy places the organism in Eukaryota, Fungi, Ascomycota, Dothideomycetes, Mycosphaerellales, Teratosphaeriaceae. The transcript has a single exon. Gene Ontology annotation, molecular function: ATP hydrolysis activity; ATP binding.
GCGGUCAUUUAACGCAGGUGCUUAAAUCCGGUCCGUGACUAGUGAAGCCUUGUUUAAGCCGCAAUAUGGCGCUUCCUAAACUGCACCUAUAAUCCGAGCGUUCUCCUGCAGUUCACGCGCUCCGUUGGGUUUGAUGGACAACAAUGCACCGUCGCAAGCCCCAAUAACGUCACCAGCAGGUCACGGUAGCAGGGAAGAUGCGAUCAAGCAGCUUGCUGCAGCCACUGGUGGCGACGGUACCCUUGUCACACAGCUAUUGAACAACCCCUUCUUUACGGCAGGCUUCGGCCUUGCUGGAUUAGCAGCAGCUGUACGCUAUGGAUCGCGAGGCUUGGCUCAGGUCGGCAGCCUUCUUCGUCAACGCUUGCUUGUGGACGUAGAGGUCACCCGCCACGACAAAGCUUACGAUUGGGUGCUUAACUGGAUGAUUGCGCAUUUCCAGGACCAGCUCCAGCCAACGCAGUCGCGGAAGCACGUCGGGACCAUUGAGUACCUUGUGCGCCGCUUCACACCUGGCUUACAUCAUCUGCAAGUCAGGACUGCGACGCUCAGAUCUGCCAAUGGAGCAGAACAGACAGCAUUCUCCAUGGUUCCGGGUCAAGGCAGGCACAUUCUCCGGUACAGGAACGCCUUCAUCGCCGUCAACCGCGAACGUGUUGGCAAAAGCUUUGACGCAGAUGGCAAACCGUUUGAAACGGUCACCUUGACCACGCUGUACCAUUACCGAUUUGUCUUCGAAGAGCUUUUCCGGGAAGCGCACCUUAUGGCUCAGCAAAGCACAGAGGGCAAGACUGUUGUGUUUACUAUGCAGAACUUAGGCUGGAAGCCGUCAGGUCAGCCUCGGCGAAGAAGACCUUUCGACUCAGUUGUUCUUGAAGAAGGUCUAGCCGAGAAGAUCCUCGGUGACGUGCGCGAGUUCCUUAACACACGAACAUGGUAUCUUGAUCGAGGUAUCCCAUAUCGACGAGGCUACCUCCUGUAUGGGCCGCCUGGUACUGGGAAGACGUCCUUCGUACAGGCGCUAGCAGGAAGCCUUGACUUUAACAUCGCUAUGCUAUCGCUCAGCCAGCGAGGGUUGACAGAUGAUUUGCUAAACAGGCUACUAUUAGAGGUGCCACCACGAACGAUCGUACUCCUGGAAGACGCAGACGCAGCUUUCAGCAACCGAAGACAGCGCGACGAAGACGGAUAUACUGGGGCGAAUGUGACUUACUCUGGUUUGCUGAACGCGCUUGAUGGCGUAGCGAGUGCGGAGGAACGCAUCAUCUUCAUGACGACGAAUCAUAUCGAUCGCCUUGAUGAUGCGUUGAUCCGACCUGGUCGUGUAGAUAUGACGGUCAGGCUUGGCAAUGCUACCGAAGGCCAGAUGGCACGGCUGUGGGACCGUUUCUACGCUGAACAGGAUGCCCACGGAGAAGGCAAGCGACGCUUUUUGAGCAAGGCGAUCAACGCUGGCCUGACCGACAAUGUAAGCACAGCCGCCUUGCAAGGAUUGUUCCUGUACAACAAGGGCGACGUUGAAGGCGCAAUCAACAUGGUAGACCAGCUUAAACCACAGCAGGCCGGUCGGCCGACUGCUGCGAUGACAGCACGGUAGGUUGUAUGGUCCUAGCGACCCGCUACAAUAC